AUGGUCUUCCUAUGCACCUACUUCGCCAGGAGCGAAGCAUCAAUCUUUAGCUUUCAUGAACACAUACCCAAAGUUCUCAGCUACAUUCGAAAACUUUGGGAAAUAUCCGAAGAAGAAACACAAAUGGCAAUAGAAGACCGCCACUAUGAACCUGUAAUGCAAAGGAAUGUGUUUGCUCAUUCGGCUGGUCCCACUCACGCCACCCCCGCCCAGCCGACAACAACCGAGCCUGAACCAGUAGAGACCCCAGCUCCAACUCCUUCUGAGACAACAAUCACGAACUCACCAUCUGGCGGCGUUGUGACGACUGUCCCAACGAUCAUCACGGCAGCUCCUUCCCCUGGUAGUGUUGGAACAGCUGCGCCAACACCACAAGUCACUGUGGUAACAAUUCCUCCAAGUGCUCCCGGGAGCGGGAACAUUACGAUUACCCCAUCUACUCCUGGAGUGGUGACCCUCGCGCCAACAACAAGUGCAACGGUGCCAGUGACUCUUCCCCCCAGCGCCGCACCUGGCACAGCGAUUCCGACAGCCCCCAACACAACAACGCCUGUGACGAUCGUCCCCACGGGUAUCAACAUUACGACAUUGGCACCCACUGCAGGAGUUGGUGCCAUUGAGGCAUUCCUGGAAGCAUCGGUAUCCCCAGGAGGCGAACUAAAAAGCCUGGGUACUGCUCAAAACAGCGCUCUAAACUCUGUUCUGCUGAACUUCGGGACUCGGGAUCCUACCCUACCAGCAGACCAGCUUGUCCUGAUUAACUCGUAUGCUCUGAAUACAAUAUACUUCUCAACAAUGGGUGAAAGAUGGAGGCUUAACACAAACUGGAACUCGGCGGUUCCCCCAUGUGAUCCCGUCCAACCCUGGUUCGGCGUCACUUGCGACGUAACAGGCCUUGUGGUGAAUAUUUCUCUCCCAAUGAAUGAUGCACUUGGCCCACUACCAUCUGAGAUCAGAGCCUUUGCAGCUCUAUCGACAUUGGACAUGAGCUUCAACUCCCUCCUCCAAGGCUUGCCAACAAACUUGGGGGAGCUUCAAAACUUGCAAUUGUUGGAUCUUCGAAGCAAUUUCUUCUCUGGUGCCAUCCCAACUGAGCUGGGCUUGCUUCCUCUCAUUAGAGAGCUACAUCUGGCGUCCAAUCUCAUCGGAGGAUCCUUGCCUCUUGAGCUCGGCAACAUGCUGACUCUAGAGGUACUCAAUCUCGAGGGGAUGCCGACUGUGCAAAACCCGGCUACAAACAUCAUUGGCACGAUCCCUCCUCAAAUCGGAAAUCUAGUAUUCUUGAGAGAGCUGAACCUGGGAAUGCAACUGCUUUCAGGUGUACUUCCACCGGAAUUGGGACAGAUGGCCAUGCUCGAGACUCUUUGGACGUAUUCAAACCAGCUCAUUGGCCCUAUUCCUGUCGAGUUUACAAACUUGUUUUCUUUGAGGAGCUUUGUUUCAUUUGGAAAUGGUCACACGGGGCAGAUUCCUGACAUCUGGUUGAACAUCAUUUUCUUGGAACGUCUUGAUCUGUCCGGAAACGCGCUUUCAGGGACGUUGCCUCCGUCACUCAUGGAAAGCCCAUCAUUAGCGUCGUUGACACUUCCGGACAACAGAAUCGGAGGGAAUAUAAUGUUGACCGCCACGAGUCUUCCUUCCAUCCAGACGCUGGAUCUCGGGAACAAUACUUUCGUGGGGACGAUUCCCCCCUUGCUUGGGGUCCUCCCGACACUUGUGAAUCUUUUUCUGAACGAUAACAACUUUGCAGGCGCCGGAAUUCCAGUUGAGCUCGCAGGUAGCCAAACACUGAGAGCGCUUAACUUAUCGAGAGCUGGCCUUGGUGGACCGAUUCCUCUAGAAUUUGCUACCGCAGGGAAUCUUGAGGAACUGUGGCUCUCGGAGAACUCGUUCGUUGGUCAAAUUCCAGCUACGUUUGGCGACGUUGGAUUCUUUGGUCUUUUCUUUUUGAAAACAUUGAAAUUGAACAACAACGCACUCACAGGCAACUUUCCAGCUACGUUGGCCAAUCUCGUGAGUCUCGAAAUACUUGACAUUGGCGAUAAUCAGCUGUCUGGCGCUAUCCCUCCGGCAGUCGGAAACUUGGCCUCGAUGAGAGAGCUCAUCCUCGGAGGAACCAUGGGCAAUCUCUUCAACGGUAAUCUUCCUUUGGAAAUCACGAAUCUCCUAAAUCUGCAAGUAUUGGACUUGGGUCCAUCAGCGUUGCAAGGCCCUCUUCAUACGGAGAUCGGAAGGCUUCAAAAUCUUCGAAUUCUAAACCUUGAUUCAACAUGGAUGAGCGGUAACAUCCCAUCCGAGCUUGGAAAUCUCGGUAGCCUAACCAGGAUGGAUUUUAGGAUUGGAGCAUUCCUGGGUACUGUUCCAUCGGAAAUUGGCAAAGUUCAAGGCCUUGAGUACAUGGAUCUCCAGUUGUACGGCGGCUUCGAGGAUAACAUCGUUUGGGACACGAUUUGCGUUCCAAUUGAAGGAGCCAAGGCAAGCCGAAGUGUGCUUGGGAAGGCAUUGCAGCAGGCAGACCAAACGAACAGUUCAUUUGCUUUGAACAACAUUUCACUACCGACAAUGACUCCUUCCGUUGGUAACCUGUCUCACAUUCGACGCUGGUACCUGCAAGCUAAAUGGUGUUAG
Seminavis robusta is the source of this 2628-nucleotide messenger RNA. The record is from the annotation of a GenBank genome assembly. Lineage: Eukaryota; Bacillariophyta; Bacillariophyceae; Naviculales; Naviculaceae.